UUGAAGAAGGUGGGACUGGAAUGCAUGUUGCAGGCCAACACACGUUAGCAGAAAACAAACUCAGAGACAGACGACCGUGUCGGCUGAAACGACAUGAGAGGAUACCGGGGCAUAAAAUACACCUUGUUCAUCUUCUGCUACUUGUUCUGGGUUGUGAGUGCUGUUCUUGUUGCAGUGGGGAUCUACGCCAAGGUCGCCAAAGAGAAAGAUGUGGUUGACACACUGGCGGUGGAUCCAGCGCUGCUGCUGAUCGUAGUUGGGUCGUUGACCUUCCUCGUCACGUUCCUGGGUUGUUUUGGAGCGCUGCGGAAUUCCACCUGUCUGCUAAAGAUGUUUCUGGUGAUUCUGCUGGUGGUCUUCCUCCUGCAGGUUGCGGCUGGAGUGGUUGGAUAUGUUUUCACCGACAUGGUGAUGGACAGGACCGAGAAGCUGAUGAGGGAGGCCGUCUACCGCUACAGGGAGGACCAGGACCUGGAGAACGCAAUCGACUUCAUCCAGAAGAAGUUCCAGUGCUGCGGUAUUGAGAGCUACAAGGACUGGUCCCAUAACAUCUACUUUCAGUGUUCGGACACCAACCCCAGUCUGGAAGCAUGUGGAGUUCCCUUCUCCUGCUGCAUCCACAUGAGGAACCAGACUGUCCUCAACACUAUGUGUGGUUAUGGGAUGCAGCAGAGGGAGAAGGAUGCAGCCAGAAAAAGCAUCUUCACCAUCGGCUGCUUUGAUAAAAUCAUCUGGUGGGCCAAGAACAACCUGCUGCUGGUGGCCGGUCUGACUGCGGGCCUGCUGCUGCUUGAGGUGUGUAUGAUGACUCUCGCUGGUGCUCAGAUCUCCUGGAUAAAAAAUGUCGAACGAAGAGAGAAAGAAAAGGAAACCAGAAGCAAAUCCGAGCUAAGAGAAAGACGCUGGUUUCCUGCAUUUGCAGACUUCAACGAUGAAUAAAAGUCCACCGCUGGUGUCAUUCCAACAAACUGGAGCAUUCUGCAUCCUAACUGGGAAUUCUGCUGUUAGCAGAGUUUGAUUUACCCAGCGGUUGGUCCAAGACUCCCAAACGAAUCUCCAGGAUUAAAAAGGAGGAAAUAAAUCCAUAAACAGAGCGUCUGUUUCAACGGGCCUUCACUGGUGGUAGCACACACCGAUUACACUCUACAAACCAAUCACACCUAGCUGCAGACGCAGCCCUGGCCAAACACGCCCCCGGCCAAACACGCCCCCGGCCAAACACGCCCCCGUUCCAUGGCGACAGCUUCUGGCAAUGGACGGGACGUCGUGUCUGACCAAUAUUUGCUGGGAUGUUUUCUGUUGAACUACACAUGUAACUGUGGGCAUGUACAAAUAAAUCUGAAUUAACUUUAGGGAAAAGUUAGGUUACAAUUUAUUUGUACCUGUCCUUCCAAGACCAUUUUUAUCGUGGACACCACGUUACCGUCAGACUAAUAUUUCCUGGAUGCUAUACACGCAACUAUUUGUCAAAAAAACUAUAAUACAUGUAAAUGUUGACAUGUGAAAAUAUAUCUGAAUGAAUUUUAAGGGAAUUUUCUGUUACAUGUUUUAACAAAUUUUACACGUCUGAGCGCGACAAUUUUAGGGCUACCACAUUGCCGUCGUGAGUUUGCUGCUUAUUAGAUGAGGAGUCAUAAACGGUCAAAUAAAUAGCCUAUUGUUACGUUUAUUUUGGCCAAAAGGCUUGCAUGUAGCCCAUUAAAAAUUACAUUAAAAAUAUUUUGCGUCCAUGACGUCUUCCCCCACUGCCAAUAAUGCUUAAUUUUAUAUAAAAGUGUUUCAGGAAAAAAUCACUAAUGCGCUAUCUAUCAAACUAUGUCUUAAACGUUUAAAUUUAUGUACAAAAUCUUCACAAGUUGUAAAAAUAUAAAUCUGUCUUUACCUGAACCGUCAUUUCCAUCUGUUGCAACACGCAUGCGAGUUCUCGUGCACGCGUGUUUUGUACAUGGAGGCGUGUUUGGCCGGGGCUGCGUCUGCAGCUAGACCUUACUCCUACAAACACCAAUGCUCCCUUUUUAUUGGUCAUUCCACGAGGUCAAAGUAAAACUUCCUCUACAGUUGCUUUUCAAAAUAAAAGCAUAUAUAUACACAUUCUUAUUUACAUAUUUACAUAGAUGCAUAACAUAACAGAGCAUAUUAUUCUGAUGCAUAACAUCUACAUCCAGAUCCUGGAGGUGCAGCUCUUACCUCGUGUAUAAAUGACCAGUAAGAUGUGAUGUUCCAUAUAAACAUGUCAUGUUAAUAAAUAGUAUGUUGGGUUGUGUAAA
Nothobranchius furzeri (turquoise killifish) is the source of this 2267-nucleotide messenger RNA. Its product is annotated as tetraspanin-33. Gene Ontology annotation, cellular component: plasma membrane. The record is from RefSeq and is a predicted model, not a curated record. Lineage: Eukaryota; Metazoa; Chordata; Actinopteri; Cyprinodontiformes; Nothobranchiidae.